This is a messenger RNA of Rubroshorea leprosula, 1107 nucleotides long. Lineage: Eukaryota; Viridiplantae; Streptophyta; Magnoliopsida; Malvales; Dipterocarpaceae. The record is from the annotation of a GenBank genome assembly.
AUUCACUCUCUUUUUACUCUGCUGCCCCUCUAUUUGUUUUUACAUACAUUAAUUCUUUUCUUAACAAAUUGUUAAGGCUCAAGGGGAAAAAAGGAGACAUGGGUCGAAUUCCUUGUUGUGAGAAGGACACUGUGAAGAGGGGACAAUGGACUCCUGAGGAAGACAAUAAGCUCUCCUCUUACAUUGCCCAACAUGGCACCCGUAACUGGCGACUCAUUCCCAAGAACGCCGGUCUCCAAAGGUGUGGGAAGAGUUGUCGGCUCAGGUGGACUAAUUACCUCCGCCCCGACCUUAAACAUGGCCAAUUCUCUGAUGCAGAGGAGCAGACUAUUGUCAAACUUCACUCUGUUCUCGGCAACAGGUGGUCACUGAUUGCAGCUCAGCUACCUGGCCGGACUGACAAUGACGUUAAGAAUCACUGGAACACUAAGCUAAAGAAGAAGCUUUCUGGCAUGGGGAUUGAUCCAGUCACCCACAAGCCUUUCUCUCACCUCAUGGCUGAGAUAGCCACCACAUUGGCUCCACCACAGGUGGCUCAUCUGGCCGAAGCAGCGUUGGGCUGCUUCAAGGAUGAGAUGCUCCACCUCCUCACAAAGAAACGUGUCGAAUUCCAGCUCCACCAACCCAACACAGCAGUAGGAACCACCACUGUCCCUUACAUCAGCAGUAAACAUGAGGAAAAAGAUGAUACAGUUGACAAGAUCAAGCUUAACUUAUCAAGGGCAAUACAGGAAACUGAUUCGUUACCCUCGGGUAAGCCAUGGGACAAUGCCGGCUUAACCUCUGCUAACCUUGCAGGGGGCGGAAGUAUUUUCCCAUCAACCCUUUCUGGAUACCAGUAUGGCACAACAUCUUUUGGCAACGAAGGGGCCGUAUCACCAUGGGAUCAGAGUUUGUGCACUGGUAGCACGUGCACAGCAGGGGAACAAGGAAGGUUGCAUGAAAAAUUAGAGGAUGAAAAUGGUGAGGAAUCCGAUGGGGGAAAAGACAUUAGGAAUAUGUCCAGCAUAUUCAAUACUGAAUGUGUCCUAUGGGAUAUACCGUCUGAUGAUCUUAUAAAUCCUAUGUAGUUUAAGGAGGCUUCCAAAAUAAAGGUUAUGGAGGCAA